Messenger RNA from Microdochium trichocladiopsis, 1111 nucleotides. RefSeq lists its product as uncharacterized. Gene Ontology annotation, biological process: lipid homeostasis. Lineage: Eukaryota; Fungi; Ascomycota; Sordariomycetes; Xylariales; Microdochiaceae. Bases 202 to 1002 code for a protein of 266 amino acids. Gene Ontology annotation, cellular component: endoplasmic reticulum; membrane. The record is from RefSeq and is a predicted model, not a curated record. The transcript has 2 exons.
GUCCCGCCAUAACAAACCGAGAUAAGUGGCCAUCCUGUCUCGUCUGACUGCCCCCCUCGAUCUGUUCUCGCACCCCAAGCCAACAUAUGAAGCUUACACUUCUUCUCUGACAGACACUAUCCCUUGAUCCUCUCCCACCGUUCAGUCUACGCCUCUGCUCCACCAGCAUCCUUCCAUCGAUCAUACUGCGACAUCAUCAAAAUGGUUACGAUCCAGUCACUCAGCUCGACCACCUCCCUCCAAGAGUGGGCAGAUGCCAUCGGCUUACCACACCUGCCAGAAAACAUCCCUCACGUGGUCCUGUCUGCACUCUUCUUCAAGAUCAUGUAUGACUUCCUUUCAGUGGAAGUAUCCCCGCUUGUGUUCGGCAGCGGACGGUGGAACAAAUUUGAGCCAGAGAGACGGAGUAAAUGGAGAAUGUGGAUCACGAAUCUGGUCAAGGCAAUCGGCAUAAGUUCGGGCGCGGCCUUUCUCACGAUCAUGAUUGACCGCUUCGCUAGCUGGAACCUGCGGUUCAUAGCUUUAGCUGUGGGGUUUUACCUUUGGCGCAUUUUCUACAUCUCAGGCGAUGAUCCUUCAUAUGUGGCUCUGAAUUAUUUCCAUCACAUCGCAGUCAUUACUUGCAAUCUGCUCGUCUACACACUUCCCAGGGACGCGAAAACCAAUCUCGCCCAGUAUUUCCUGUUGUUUUUGCUCUCCGAGUUCACUAAUAUCCCGCACAAUAUUGGCUCGAUGUACCAGGACCUAAAGCACGAACACGCAGCUAAAAUUUGUCACUACAUACGCAUUGUGCUUUUCGUCCCGAUUCGCAUUUUCUUCGGAAUUCACGUAGCAUGGCUCACACUUCAGGCUCUGCAACAGCUUUCAUGUAGCUCGCAAUCGACAACGCUAUUCGGGUUCAGUUGCUGGUGCGCUGUUUGCGCCGUCGGACAGCCCAUCCUUAACAUCAUAUUGCUCAUUAAGAUCCCGGCCAAGAAAUCUCGCACUCAUAAGGGGGAGUAAACACGCCAGAGAUCCAAUAUGGCUGUCGCUGACAAUCCCGGCGAUCAGCUUUCAUGAGCUAUCUAGUGAGAGACCGGCAAUGACUGUACGGGGGACCGGGUGAUGGGGG